AUGCUAUACAAAGCGGGUGUAUUGACAGUGAGCGACACGGCGUCUCAAGACUCGACUCAAGAUAAGAGUGGACCUCUCUUAGUGGAUCUAUUGAAGGAAGCCAAUGCAUACAGCGUCCAACAACAAGCUAUCGUUGCCGAUGAUAUUGAUGCUAUCCAAGCAACUGUCAAGCACUGGUGCGAUCAAGUCAAAGUUGACCUUGUUCUAGUCACGGGUGGUACGGGAUUCUCAGCACGCGAUACGACACCUGAAGCAAUCGAUCCUCUUUUAUCAAAGCACACUCCAGGAUUGACGCAUGUGCUACUUGCAACUUCAACAGCUGUGACACCUUUUGCAGCCUUAUCUCGUCCAGUCACGGGUAUUCGACAUAAUACCUUGAUCAUCACUUUCCCUGGCAAACCAAAGGCAUGCAAAGAAAACUGGGAUGCUAUCAAGGACAUUGUGCCACAUGGCUUGGAUCUUUUACGUGGUGACACAUCAAGGCAACAUCCUGUUCAUCAUCAGCAUCAGCACCAUCAUCAUCAUCAUCACAAAGUGGGAGGACAUCGUUGUAAGCAUCAUUCGGAUGAUCAUGGCGAACAUAAGGGUCUUUCGGCAUCAUUGGAUACUCCAGUUGCACUCCGAGCUCGUACAUCUCCUUAUCCCAUCAUCCCUAUGAGCGAAGCUGAAGCCCUUGUCAGAAAACAUUCGACUACUCGACAACAGAUCAUUGCCAAUGACCCUAUCUCCAUGCAAGUCUCUGAGAACCUUAUCGGGCACGUGCUAGCUGAAGACGCCGUUUCGGUGGAACCUGUGCCAGGUUACAGAGCAUCCAUUGUUGAUGGUUACGCUGUGCGUGCAUCCAAAGGACCAGGCAUAUACACUGUGGGAUCAGUAUCCCUUGCAUCUGAUAGCACAUCGACCACUACUGUAAGCGAGGAUGAGAUCGUGCGUACGGCUACGGGUGGACUUGUGCCUGAUUGCAUGGAUGCAGUGGUGAUGGUGGAGGAUACACGAUUGGUGAAAAUGUCCGAUGAUGGAAAGGAAGAAUUGCAAGUGGAAAUCAUGGCCAAAGUGGAAGCGGGUGACAAUAUACGAGCGAUAGGCAGUGAUUGUCAAACGGGAACCAUUGUCGGCUACAAAGGACAAGUGAUUUCACCUGUGGGAGGCGAGUUGGGUGCAUUAGCAUCUGCAGGGAUUCAAAACGUCAAGGUCUAUCGCAAACCUACAGUGGGCGUGUUAUCUACGGGCAAUGAAGUAGUGGAUCAUUUGGCAACCAAGCAGCUCAAGCGAGGUGAAAUACGUGAUACGAACCGAAUCACGUUGUUGGGUGCUAUACGAGGAGCAGGAUUUGAAGCGAUGGAUUUGGGGAUUAUCAAGGAUACUGUGGAUGAUCUGGAGACUCGAUUACGGGAUGCAUUGGAUAAAGUGGAUGUAUUGAUCACCACCGGUGGCGUAUCGAUGGGCGAAGCUGAUUUCAUGAAACCCGUUCUGGAACAAAAGCUCGGAGCUACGAUUCAUUUUGGACGUGUCAAAAUGAAGCCUGGAAAACCAACAACGUUUGCUUCAAUCCCUGAUACUGGCAAGCUUAUCUUUGCAUUACCAGGCAACCCAGCAUCGGCUACAGUGACGUUUUAUUUGUUUGUACUCCCAGCAUUGAAAAAGAUUGCAGGAUAUGCACAAUUUACCAAUCCGAUUAUUCCAGUGAAGAUUACUGAACAAGUCUACUUGGAUCCUCGGCCUGAAUAUCAUCGCGUACGAGUAUCGGUGACACCCAAAGGAGAAUUUGUGGCUGAAUCCACUGGUGGCCAAAGGAGUAGUCGCAUGCUUAGCCUUUUGCAAGCAAAUGGGUUAUUGCAGUUACCAGCAGCAAGUGAGGACCAAUCGCAACUUCCCAGCGGCACUCAAGUUCCAUGCUUGUUGAUCGGAUCGCUUAAUCCUUAUACCUAA
Messenger RNA from Lichtheimia ornata, 1929 nucleotides. RefSeq lists its product as uncharacterized. Lineage: Eukaryota; Fungi; Mucoromycota; Mucoromycetes; Mucorales; Lichtheimiaceae. Bases 1 to 1929 code for a protein of 642 amino acids. The record is from RefSeq and is a predicted model, not a curated record. Gene Ontology annotation, cellular component: cytosol; cytoplasm. Gene Ontology annotation, biological process: Mo-molybdopterin cofactor biosynthetic process; molybdenum incorporation into molybdenum-molybdopterin complex. The transcript has 7 exons. Gene Ontology annotation, molecular function: molybdopterin molybdotransferase activity.